UUUUCAAUGAUUAUCCGUGUUAAAUUCUGUAUUAUGGAAUCUGGAUAAUCUACCACUGUUGACUAUGACGGAUAACGGAGCGGUAACCGUCCCUCGCAUACCGGGAUUCUUGGGCAUCAGGCAUUUGCAAUGUGUUCUUUGCUUCUUGGGUAUUACAAUUGCAUAUGCAAACAGAGUUUGCAUGUCUAUAGCAAUUGUUGCUAUCAAGGAAGAGGUAGAAAAAAAUGGUUCUAUCCUGGAAAAUGUGGGUCCGAUCCUGAGUUCGUUCUUCUGGGGCUACACUUUGAUGCAGAUUCCUUCGGGACAUCUGGCUAGAAUAUGGAGUGCAAAAAUGGUUUUUUCGAUAGGUGUAAUGUUGAAUGGAGUUGGUUGCAUGCUGUGUCCGAUUUUUUUCGACCAAGGGGGCUGGAUACUUCUCUGUAUCUGUCGUGUGAUCAUGGGACUCAGUCAAGCCUGUUGUCUUCCCUGCAUCCACACUCUUCUCUCAAAAUGGGUACCACCAAACGAACGUGGACGACUCUGCACCAUGACCUACGCUGGAGCACAAUUUGGAACGGUCAUCUCAUACCCAAUAUCUGGAGCAAUGAUUGAAUUCUCCGGAUGGCGAAGUGUCUUCUACUCCUUUGGAGCAGUGGCCGUCAUCUGGUCAUUAUCAUUCUUCUUCAUCGGUUCUGAUUCACCAGCCGCAUCCGCUGGAAGCUCUCUCUGUCGUAUUGGCGAUACCGAAAGAAAAUAUAUCGAGUGCGGACUUGGGGUCCACCAAACGGAAGACUCAGCCGAGAAGAAAAAGCAGAUUCCAAAAACACCAUGGGGAUCAAUAUUGACGAGUCUCCCAUUCUGGUCACUCGUGGCUGCCCAUUGUGGACAGAACUGGGGCUUUUGGACAUUAAUAACGGAAACAUCUAUUUACAUGAAUGGAGUCCUGGGUUUUGACAUCACAGAGAAUGGACUGAAAUCAGCCCUUCCCUACCUCGCGAUGCUGUUCCUGACGUUUCCAGUGAGUUACCUAUCGGAUUGGGCCCAGACCAAAGGCUUAUCACGUGGAGCAUCUCGAAAAAUCUGCAAUACAAUCGGCCACUGGGGCCCAGGACUCGCCCUGAUCGGCAUCUGCUUCGUGUCCCCUGGUGACACGACGACUCCAGUGAUUCUCCUGGUGAUCGCUGGCGGAUUAAACGUCGGGGCUGUCUGUGGAUUCCAAAUCAAUCACAUGGACCUCAGUCCUAAUUACGCUGGACUGCUCAUGGCAUUCACAAACUGCGCUGCAGCUAUCGUCGCUCUGCUCGCACCUCUGAUUGUUGGAGAAAUCGUCACUGACGACAAAAAUGCUGACCAAUGGAAAAUCGUCUUCUACCUGUCCGGGGGUAUUUAUUUCGUUGGGAAUUUAAUGUUCAUCAUUUUCGGCAGCGGAGAGACUCAACCCUGGGACGACAUUACGAAAUCCAACCGGAAUGAUGAAGGAGUAAUUAUAAAACUCCGAUCAUCAGCUAGUGCUGAGGAUACUCUGAUUGCCUAGCAAUCUCUCAUCGUAUCGAUAAUUAUUUAAUAAAUCAACACACUUAGAAGACUUUCGUAAUGAAAUAAAAACUUUUUUUGAGAACGCCGUGGAUUGUUCGUGAAAUUACGAGAAAAAUCCUGCGACUCUCUGGAGGAUUGCUAUUAGAUGAAUGCUCGGGGUUUAUCGAACGAAAUCGAUUGUCCUCGAUAUCACGAGAUUAUUCUUUAUCUCUACACGGGAUAUGUAGUAGACGUAAAGAGCUCUGAUUGAUAAUGUGAUUAUGCAUUUGCUUCGGAUCAGAAGCACCUCUGAUUAAUCUUUUUGUAAUCAUUUGAAAUCAUUUGAAAACAUUGAAGAUAUUUUAUUUUUAUAUUA
Messenger RNA from Fopius arisanus, 1870 nucleotides. RefSeq names its product putative inorganic phosphate cotransporter. Gene Ontology annotation, molecular function: transmembrane transporter activity. The coding region runs from base 65 to 1513 and encodes 482 amino acids. Gene Ontology annotation, cellular component: membrane. Gene Ontology annotation, biological process: transmembrane transport; monoatomic anion transport. NCBI's taxonomy places the organism in Eukaryota, Metazoa, Arthropoda, Insecta, Hymenoptera, Braconidae. The transcript has 7 exons. The record is from RefSeq and is a predicted model, not a curated record.